Ceratitis capitata (Mediterranean fruit fly) is the source of this 4684-nucleotide messenger RNA. RefSeq lists its product as uncharacterized. Gene Ontology annotation, cellular component: plasma membrane. The coding region runs from base 283 to 4602 and encodes 1439 amino acids. Gene Ontology annotation, molecular function: metalloendopeptidase activity. The transcript is spliced from 3 exons. The record is from RefSeq and is a predicted model, not a curated record. NCBI's taxonomy places the organism in Eukaryota, Metazoa, Arthropoda, Insecta, Diptera, Tephritidae. Gene Ontology annotation, biological process: protein processing.
CUUCUAUGCGAAUUCAUUGAAUUUAUGCAUAAAUUUUAUUUAGAUUAAUGCUCACGAAACGUACAUAAUUACACACAUUUAAUCUUGAUAACCCCUAACCUACAAUAGCAUUAGAAUCGCAGAGCAUGCAACACUUAUUCAUCAGAUUCGACUUAUCAGCUUUUUAUAGACGGAACGAAUCAUCGCAGUCUUUUCUAACUUUAGCGACCAGUCUCCAUAUAUUUAGCGCUUUUCCGAGAUUUAGUAUACAAGCUUACAUCGUAAAGUAAAGUGAAUAACGGUAUGCUUAAAGGCACACUAUGGACGAGUAUAUUAAUUCAGUUUUGGAUUACCACCACUACUACAUUUGCAGAGAGUGAACGUAGUGAUCCGACAACAUUACGCAAACGCAAUGAGAUGCCGAGAUGCAUGAAUUUACAUGCAAAUCCGUGCUGGGACUUUUAUGAAUUUGCCUGCGGCAGUUGGGAACAACCAUACGUGCAUACAAGACACCAACAGCCGAUUAUGGAGAACAUGGAAAUCUAUUUACGCACCAAAGUAGAUCACGAUUUGCGUAAUAUGCUGCAGGAGCAAACCAAAUUGGAGGACGGCUCGAACGGACGUAAACUGAAAGACUUUUAUAUAUCCUGUACAACGUCAGAACGCAAUAGUGUCGCUCAACAGGAAUAUUUUAGUAUAUUUAUCGAAAAACAUGGCGGCUUUCCAGCAGUGCCGGGCUCCGAUUGGUAUAUACAAAGCCACAACUACAAUUGGCAGGAUGUUGUGGGCACUUUGCGCUUCCAGUACGGUAUAAACAUUUUGGUUGGUGUCAAAAUCGAUGUCAACUAUUUAUACCCAUUUGAGGAUAGCGUUUAUUUAGGCGAACCAGACACAUUCAUACCGCCGGAACUGUGUAGUGAAGAGAGUACAAAUAGGACCAAUUUGAAUGAAGAAGUAUUCAGAGUGAUUGAAAAUGAAGUGGCUGAAAACCUAAACCAAUGGCUAACGCUCGAUAUGGAGCAAGCACAAAGGGUAGCUGCUGAAUUGGUGGCAUUUGAGUACCAACUUUGUACUGGUAUUAAAAGGCAAGGCACAAAUCAACUGAGCUUCGGUAACAAUAAGUACAAUAGUGAUAUACGCAAAACACUCUUAGACUUCACACACCAAUUCGAGAACAAAAUAGAUUUUAUCGCCGCCACCUAUGGUUCGCAGAUACAAAAGCCUGUCUUUAUGGCCGACGCGGGUUACUUUAGACAACUCAUCAAGACGUUAGCGUCGACCAAUAUAACAACUAUCGCCAAUUAUAUUAUGUAUCAAGCAUUGUUAGCGUUGAGUUUUCCAAACCAUGAUCAGUCAGGUAAUCGUGCAAUGUUCUGCUUAGAAAAGGCAAAACGUUACUUCCCAAAGGUACUGGGCGAGAUGUACAAACGGAAUUAUGUGCAUGUCGAGACCAGAGAUGAUGUGCUCAAUAUGUUCGAUAAAUUGAAGGAAUCCUUUCGUUUGAGCUUACAAAAACCAUGGAUCAAAGACUACACUCGCCGCAUUGCUGAGAGUAAAUUGGCGGAGAUGCGUCUGCUCUUUCCCAUUUAUGCCAGAAUGGAGCCUACCAGUAUAAGCAUCAAUCGCACAAAUUACUGGGAUAAUUUAGAUGUACUCAUGAAGGACCGACAAGAGGCACAAUUUCAACGGAUUUUUCCACCGCCUCGUCCUAAUCUCUACGAUCAAGUUGAAUCGUAUGAAACAGGCAUUUUUUACAGACCACAACAUACACGCUUCGAAAUGGGUUGGGGUCUACUACAGGAGCCGCUCUAUCACACACAUUAUCCGAACGCUAUGCGCUACGCUGUAAUCGGCCAGAAGCUCUCCCAUUUGCUAGCCAGCGCUUUUGAUGACAUCUCGUGGACAACAACGACGCAGGGUGCACUUAAUUGGGAUGAGACUACUGCGUGGGAAUAUCGAAAUCGUAGUGAAUGCUUUCGACAACAAAUCAGCAACUACUUGUAUAAUGAUCCUACAUUAUUUUCGAAUGUCACUUUACUACGUCAAAUAGUUGCGCAAAGCGCUGGUCUUAAUGUCGCCUUCAAUGCUUAUCUAAAUUGGCUGGCAUUUCUACAGCCCACCGAGGAUUUCGCGGUGCUGUCGAAGGAAACUCUACCCGAGUUUAACUUUACCAAUACACAACUGUUUUUUAUUGCCUUUGCACAGAUGCAAUGUAGCGCAGCCGGCACGGUGGGGAGGAAGUCCAGCACUAAGGGUACAGCACGCACACUCAGUCCACGCGAAGGGCAUACGAUCGAACGAUUUAUGGUUAAUGGUGCGUUGAGGAAUUUCAUCGAGUUCUCACGUGAUUUCGGUUGUGCGAUUGGCAUGGAAAUGAACCCGCCGGAUAAGUGUGUUAUUUACUAUAUUCAUAUUCACGAAGAGUACAGAGAAGCAGCGCUGAAAACGCAGUUUCAGAAGCAAGAUUAUUUUUCUGCUCCUGUAUUUCAGUUUCGAUUCCAACUUCAUAACGGCAAAAUGCAAAAAGUCUGUACGCGAAGACUGCAUUUAGUGAACGCUUUAAUCUGCAUACUCGUGCUUAGUUGCGUGGUGGCGCGAAUUGCUGCGGAACGAGGUGCAAAAGAACAAAUCAUGCGCAAUGCCAAAGCAGCAGAAGUACUCAAAUAUAUGAAACUCACAGCUGAUCCGUGCAACAAUUUUUAUGAGUAUGCCUGUGGCAACUGGCCGUUGUAUCAGCAAACAUUGGAGCGUGACAGUGCGCCGAUAUCCGUGAGAACGCAGCUAAUACAGCGCGUACGUAAGGAUGUGCAAUUACUAUUGGACACCGGUACACGCAUCAAAGGCAGAACCAACAUGAGUGAGCGUAAAGUUAAGGAAUUCUAUAUGUCUUGUUUAAAUGUAGAACGCUCUUCGGCACAGCCUUUUCUCAUGAAUUUCAUAAAAGAAUAUCAUGGUAUGCCCUUACUGGCGGGCACUAAUUGGAAUAUAAAUUACGAUUGGGUGCAAGUGGUAGCACGUUUGAGACUUAAUUAUGGUUUUGAUUUCCUCAUUGGCAUGGAGGUGGAGAACAACGCUCAGUCCCUGCCGGGCAGAGCUGUCAUAUAUUUCACGGAACCGCGCACGACUCUAAUACCACGACAUUUAUGCAGUGCCGGUGCAAUGGUGGAUGCAGAAGCGCGUGACAAGGUCUCCGUAGAACUGCAGAGUGAAAUCUCAAAGGAUUUACAGCAGUGGUUUUCAUUAAGAGAGGAUGAAACUGAACGUGUUGCUGGUGAUAUUAUACGUUUCGAAUUUGAGUUGUGUCGUUAUAUGAGAGAGGAAGAGUCGUUGCCACCGGCUGAGGAUAAUAAAGUUGAAGAAGAGGUAACUGUCUACGAGGGUCGCAAUUUGGCACUUCUAUCUAAAAAAUAUGGCAAUUUCAUCAAUUUUAGAAAAUAUUUAGAAACUAGUCUGAAUUCUACAGUAGCAAACUCGGAGAUCGUUAUGAAAUCCGAGCGCUACUAUCAGCACUUGGCGCAUAUUUCCCGUUCAAAUCCCAAACCGACACUCACCAAUUACAUAAUGUACCGUGCGCUGAGCGUAAUCAAUUUUCCACGCAACGAAACCAGCAACCCAAGGGCGGGCUACUGUGCUGAACUAGCCAUGCGGUAUUUCCCUAAAGUCGUCGGUGAAAUGUAUAGAAAUAAAUAUCAACGGAGCGAGAUAAGAAGUGAUACCGAACAACUUUUCGGCGCAAUUAAGCAGACAUUAGGCGAGGCCUUGAACGUGGAUGGUUUGCCUGAGAAUGCACGAAAUGUUUUCCGAAACAAGCUGUUGGCAUAUGAAGCGCUACUCUUCCCCACAUACAAGGGCAAUAUUAAUUUACGUGACCUGCCGCUGGAAAAGGUAAAUUUCUGGCAUAAACAAGAUAUUGCCAUGAAAUAUAAAGGCUACAAGGAGCGUCAACGGUUUUAUGGCGGUGACCCUGAGUUCGAGGAGAGUAUCAUUGAAGCGCCGGAUGUUGAUAUGAAACUGAUAGAAAAUGGCGUCCUUACUGGCUGGGGCUUGCUACAACCGCCUUUCUAUGACUACACGUACGCGAACUCAUUGAAGUAUGCGCUACUCGGACCACUUAUCGCGCGUGAACUGGUCGGUGCUGUAAUACCCGAAGGUGAUGAGACGGAGCUUACACGUGACGGAAUGGUUGUGGAAUAUUUUGAAAAUAUUACCGAAUGCUAUCGCAUGCAGUAUAGCAAUUAUUUAUACAAUAUACCAAAUGCAUUCUACAAUGUUACCAAACUACGCGAACUCAUGACAGACAGCGCUGGUUUAAAUGUGGCCUUCAAGUCCUAUCUAGAUUGGCUAGGAUCGGUGGAUCCGACUAGUCGACCAACAUUAAUGCGUGAAACCCUUCCGGGUGUGGACUUCACGAAUACUCAACUGUUCUUCAUCAUUUUUGCGCAAUCACGAUGUUACGCCAAAUACAUGGAGGAGCCGCCACCGACAUUUCUGCCUCUGGAUACGCACACGGAAGAAUUGUUCAACAUAAAUGGUGUACUCGCCAAUAAUGUGGAAUUCGCGCGGGAAUUUAACUGUGCACUGGGCUCAGAGAUAAAUCCAGACGACAAGUGUGUGGUGUAUUGAGUACUAUCUAUUGUUAAUAGAUACUGUUUAGUUUUGUUUGUUUUAGGUUUGUUCUAAAAAAUAUUGAAAAAUAAAUCUGUUU